Mesorhabditis belari is the source of this 5718-nucleotide messenger RNA. The record is from the annotation of a GenBank genome assembly. Lineage: Eukaryota; Metazoa; Nematoda; Chromadorea; Rhabditida; Rhabditidae.
AUGUUUAUCUACGCUGUUUCUCAGUCUCUUCGAAACUUUUUCCAGCCUCAAGCCCGACAAGAAAUGUCAAACCGAGCCGUAGCCGUUUUGCGUGGUGAUGCAGGAGUGCAAGGAACUGUUUGGUUCCGCCAGGACAAGGAGAGCGAUCCAACAGUUAUCACCGGUGAAAUUACUGGACUCACACCUGGCAAGCAUGGAUUCCAUGUGCAUCAGUUUGGAGAUUCGACAAAUGGCUGCAUCUCAGCAGGCCCCCACUUCAAUCCUUAUUCGAAGACCCACGGUGGCCCCACGGAUGAGAAUCGCCAUGUUGGAGAUCUCGGAAACGUAGAAGCCGGAGAGAAUGGUGUUGCCAAGUUUGAGAUCAAGGACUCGCUUGUCAAGCUUCAUGGCGAGAACACUGUCAUUGGAAGAUCGCUUGUUAUUCACGCUGGCACUGAUGACCUUGGAAAAGGUGAUGGGGAUAAGCGAGAGGAAUCUCUAAAGACGGGUAACGCUGGAGCUCGUUCAGCUUGCGGAGUAAUUGCUCGUGCCGCUCCCGCCGACCAGUUUGCGGGCAAUGCGAUGUCUUCGAAGCGUGGACCCGGAUCAAGGGCUCCUCAGCGGGAUUCCUCACAUUCGCCUCGAACUAGCUCUUCGGCAGUGACAGGCUCCGGAAGCACGCAAACGACUCCAGGCCCGGUGGAUUCAACUUUAUCUGCUUCAAGCGAGACUUUAGUGGCUUCUUCUUUGGAGCGAACACAAAAUGCGGCUACUUUGUUACACGAACGUUUACCAUCACAAGCAAUUCGCGUUUCUUCAAGAGAAAGGCCUAUCACUUCUGGCCAAAGUCCCAGAUCACAACCUUCGGCUAUUAACAUUAUGAGCUUUACGAGAAUUUUUUCGGGGCGAAAUGAAGCAAAAAAGGAGCCUUUGGUGACCACGGAUGGGUCUAUUGCUCAAACAGCAUGGAAGUCCAUUGGCAAAGGAAGUUCGAGAAAAGAAAGAGAGCGCACUUUAUUGUUGCUGCAAGAAGGUUCCAUCGGCAUGACGUCCAAUAAUCUUCAAACUUCGACACGUGGAACUCUUGGGCCAAUGCUAUCAGCCAGAAAAGAUAAACAUGCGAUGAUGAAGAACAAAACUCUACAAGUCUCUACACUCGAAGGGAUUUUUCAUGAUACUGUUGAUAUGCUUGACGAUGUUGAAACCCGCGAAUCUACGCUCAAAGCUUACAUCGAGAUAACGAAAACGCAGUCCGAACAGAUCGGUUUGGGGCUUAGACAUACGAUUUUUGAGACGAUUCGUCGAUUGGGUUGCAGUAUUUUGACAGUUGAGUGGUUGGUGGCGCUAUCGGAUAACGGGAAAAAUCUAAAUGCUUUUGAAAAGGACAUGGAUUAUCUCAUUGCGGAUUGGGUCCACCUCACGCUACUAGAUGGCCAACGCCAGGAAGCAGCCCAAAUUCUAAACAUCACGCGCAAUAUGAUAGUUCACAACUCGUCUUAUAUUGCUGAAGAUUCUUUGAAAACCAUUCUGCAUACAUGUGCUCGUCGCUCAAUUAGCCAUUUCGACUCCAUCACAGCACUUUGUGUUAAUGUCAUGGGAGAUGCAGUGAAAUUCAGUGAAAUUCCAAUCUCGGAACUCUAUCCUGUUAUCAUGGCUGUUUGUUAUGUGAUGGCUUCCGAGGGAAAUGAAAGGUUGGAUGCUGAAGCUUGGUCAGUUGCUAGAGGGCUUUUGACAAGUAAUCUCGGUCACCGAACAAGAAAAUGCCUGCACGAGGUUCUCCAACAGAAUCCUCUUUUGGAUCGAACGAAGGCCAGUUAUGACCCGAAGACUUUAUUGAGAGUGAUUCGUGGCGCGGUUUUGUGUCUGGCACAAGCAUAUUGGGGAAAUCAGAAAAUCGAAAACGUACGUUCUCCAGCGGCAAUACUUCCAUCUAUGCAAGUUGCAAUACGAGCCGAUGCAGCCAUUUGCCGAGAUGUUCUUAACUCGUUACGACGUCUUUUUGAAAAAUACGGACGAGAUCUGCAAGAAAUGUCGUGGAGAGCCGUGAUCCAAUUGUUAGAAGAAGCGGAUUGGCUAUCCAAACGAUCAACAGUCUAUGAUCAACAGUGUAGACGGUUGAUUCACUCGGUCGUCGACUGUAUUGAGCAAUACUAUCGGGAUGGACAACUUUCCUGCCCCGAACGAUACUUAUUCGACUUGAUUGAACGAUUUGGGGACAAGCACUCGGAUGAUUCCGCCAUGAAACUCAUCGAGUAUCGCGUUUCGAUAAUUGAGAUUUAUUCGGACAGAUGGGCAUAUGAGUUGAAGGAUUGUGUAGAAAAGUGUCUCACCUACGAUCCCAAUCUUUCACCUGAGUCAAAUCAUGCACGACGAGAAAAGGCACUAACAGUCUUACACGAGUUUUUCAACGCUUAUCGGCUGCUCGUGGAGAAUGAACUGGUCAGCAAAGUGAUUCUUCCAGUUUUUACGAACGCGCACAAAGAGCUCGACAACAAAAUACAGUAUCAUAUGCUCAUCAUCCUUUUUGAUGUGGCAAAGAACAUCUCAUUUCGUGCCGAUACAUUCGAGUUAACGUUUCGUUUGAUACGAAGGUUGUUCAAUGAAGGGUUGCUUGGUGUUGAGCAGGGUCGAGAACGAAGGCAUUCGCGUGUCAGUGCGCCCAUCGUUUCGCUUCCUAGCGAGACUGUGAAAGAGGGAACGAUUGCUCCUUCUGCAUCAGCUUCGGCAGUCCUUGGAGCUGUUAUCCCACCAUCUAACGACAACCUUGAAAUCAUGGCUCAACAGCUUGGCGAGUUGAUGAACGAACGAUGGCAACAAUUAUCCGCGCCCGUUCUCAAGGAAUUUAUCGAUACUUUUGUGGAGCAUGCAAAUCGGCAAUAUGACUUGAAUCUAACUGGUGAAGAUGGAGGUGAUGUUCGCGUUAGAGUCUUCGAUGCACUGCUCUCAAUUCAAUCUUGCCCGGUCACAAAUCGAAUACGCCGCUUUGCCGUUUAUGAUGACGAGCCGGUGAUAAAUCCAUAUGUCUUCAGGAAAGGGUUACAGAAGCGUCCCAAGGGUUCUGGUGAAAUAGGAUUUACGGAGAUAGCUCAAGUCGUUACUAGAGCUUUGCGUCUGGAUACUUGGUGGCCAGUUUUGCGAAUCCUUCUGCAAUAUUUACAGAAGAUUUUUGAGGCAACCGCUUAUGUGAAAACGAUCUCCAAGGAGACAUUGAACGACUUGAUCGAAUCAAUUACGCCGUUGUUCGAGAAAAUCACAAGCGAGAAACAAGUUUCCGAUAAAGACGUUUGCAAAUAUCUACCACCAGUUCUCGCCAUCGUUCUCAACUAUGGUCUUACCCCCAGUCAACAACGAGAAGUUUGCCGCGUAUUGAUUGAAUGUGUGAAACUGUAUCCGGAUAGCAAUGAGGCUCUAGUGGCAUGUGACCUUGCCAUACAGAUGGUUCCAAAUUCGAUGGCAGUCUUUUCUCAUCAGCUUCUGCUUCUGUUACGAGAAAAACAACCCGCUAUGCAAAGUGCCUUGUCUGUGUUAGAAUUGCUGAGUGACGCCAGCGGGAUCGAAGCAUUUUAUAAUUUGUUUCAGGAGGAACAAUUCCGCUCUCUUGCCGAUAUCCUGCUUGCGUACAUGAAUCUGAAGAAAGACAACAUUUAUGUGGUCUCGUGUGUACACCGAAUCUUGAUGCGAUGGUUUUCUAGGGUGCCAAAAGAGUUGCGAAACGAAAUUGCAAGGUAUUACGAAAGGAGAUUGCAAGAGGUGCUCGCAACUGCAGCAAUUCAAACGCCGCAACAAUCAUGCACUCCACGACAAGGAAACAUUGAGGGGAAGCAAACACCAGCUUCAAUAUUUUCGACAACUUCGGAUACGCCACCUGCGAUCGGCUCAUUAAAUACUCGGACGGCUGAUGACAAGCAGAUGCAACAAAAUAUUCUCGAUGAAGUUCAGAUCGCUUUACAGCAGUUCUACCGUUUGGGUCGCAUUGAGCCAACGGCAAUGGGAAAUCCAGCCGAUAUCGAUGGCUUUGAGGAACUAGAGUCCGAUCAUUAUGCAGUUGGCCAUAGUAUUUUGACGCUUCGAGUGUUGGCGGAAAAAGGAAAGCUCAGAACGAUGGAAGACGACGAUGUUUUCUCAGAGAAGAAUGGACUUGUAUCUCAGACUGGAUUUCACACACUGAAUGACGAAAGGAGGAGAUAUGCAUCAGCCGUACAACCACCUACUAGGCGAGCAACGAUGGGAAAAGAAGAACCACCAAAGGCAUUGGACGAUUUGUCGCUAACAAAACAGAGAACAACGAGCAUAGCUUCUACUUCGUCCGUUCCGAUCGUUACCGUGAUACAGAUGAUCAAUCGACAUAUGUAUGGGCGCGUGAGCUUCUUAUGGCGAAGACUCGAGGAAAUUCCGGAAGACUUUUUAAACUAUAAAGCAUCGGCAUCAACUUUUGCACCACUCGCUUUGCACGUGUCAGCUUUGCCCGGUUCAGUCAGGAUUGGGACCAAAAAGAGUGCUGACAUGGUAGCUACUCGGCUGAGAAAUUUGGACCGUCUCGCAGGAAUCGAAAUGCACGCAGUUGGAGUCGUUUACAUGGGAUACGGGCAGGAGACUACCCCACAAAUUCUUUGCAACCAGUACGGAAGUCCAAGAUAUGAAGCAUUUGUCAAAACACUGGGCACCGCUCAAUCAACCGAUGACGAGCCUGCUGGACUCCAAGCUGAGAAAAAUGGGGAAUAUACCUACGUGUUCAAUGAUGAAACUAGCAGCAUUGUCUUUCUCGUUGCAACAUUGAUGCCAAGGCUAAACAGUGACCCACGAUGUAACAAUAAGAAAAUGCUCAUCGGGAACAACGUCGUGUGUAUUGUGUGGAACCAGAGUGGAAAGGGCUAUAAAGUUGGAAGCUUUUGCGGGGAUUUUAUUCAUGUUAUGAUAGAGGUUGUGCCAAUAGACGAGCAAAGCGUUCUCAUCGAAGUACAUGCAAAGCCGGAAAUUUCUCAGUUGUUGGCUAUGCGUCGGGCCCUUGUUCUUCAAUCGGCAGCACCAGCUAUUAUACGUAAACUGUGUGUACGAGCAAAGCUGGCGGUACAAGUCUGGCGUACUGUAUCGGAUCCAAAGGAAAUUCCAUACAUAUCUUCUGCCAUUGAACGCCUUCGAAAAAUUCAAGCCUUGAAAGAAAUAGCAAUGGCUGAAUCCGGGCAGGCAAACACCCAAACAACUUCAGCCCAAAAAACGGACAGAAAUGUUGAAAUUAAGGCCCGAGUUAGCAACAGCAAAAGAUUGCUAGAAUUGGCUUCGCAGUUGAGCGGAGGACAGCCAAAACUCCUUGAGCAACAUGAUGUGUUCUUCUGUUCGCCGAACGGUCGCUUGAAAAUGAGACGUGUUGUCGAAGAUGGAAGUCCGCGAACCGAGUUGAUUUGGUACCAUCGACCUGAUGUGGCUGGACCGAAACUCAGCGACUUUAAAAAACUUGACAUUCCGGAAGCAAUGGCAGAGGAUAUGAAGGAACUACUCUCGUUGACGGCCGGUGUAAAAGGUGAAGUGGCUAAGCAAAGACAUUUGUUUCUGGUCGGUCAAACGCGAGUACACGUCGACGACGUGAAAGACUUGGGGCAUUUUAUGGAAUUAGAGGUAUGCCUUCGUGAAGAACAAACAUUGGAAGAAGGACAAAAGAUCGCCGACGAAUUACGCGAAGCGUUAGAGAUUCCCGAAAGUGAUAUGUUGACCGGUGCGUAUAUGGAUAUGUUGCAGAAAAAG